Fusarium sp. VM40 is the source of this 1533-nucleotide messenger RNA. Lineage: Eukaryota; Fungi; Ascomycota; Sordariomycetes; Hypocreales; Nectriaceae. The record is from the annotation of a GenBank genome assembly.
AUGAAGACGGGACAGAUCAGGUUCAGAUUCUGGCAGGGAAACAACCGAUUCGACCCCGACACGAGCGCAAAGGUCAUCCGAGAUAAUACCACAGACUCCACGGGAGGCGACUUACGGAGAAGUCGGUCAGGCUGUGUCGAAUGCAAACGCCGCCGGGUCAAGUGCGAUGAGACUUUUCCAGUUUGCACGCGAUGUCAAAAACGGGGAUCAAUCUGUCAAUCGGCGACUCGAUUGACAAAAUGGCAGCAAGAGGCCCCAUGGAUCAAGUUGUGCGGCACCGAGCCAUCGCCAUCGCCCUUUAUUACUCACUAUCACUAUCCUCAGCAGCCUCAUGCAGAAGGGGAUGACCAAGGCCUUCUUCGCUACUGGCUGGAGCGGGCCAGCCAGAUCAUGGUCAUUGACCCGGAUGAGAAUCCGCUAUCUUUUCCCAUUCUCGAACACGUACAACAGUCACCAACUCUCAAGCAUGCGCUGCAGAGUGUAGGUGCUGGCCAUCUAAAUUAUUUUGCGCCCGAAAAGCUAUCAAGGUGCCUGGAGGAACGCAGCACAGCCCUUCGGCUCAUUAUGAACGAUCUUUUAUGCCCUGGGGAUAAUCUGCUGCCUCUUUUUCUGAGCAUCUUUCUCGUCGGCCUCUCAACCGCCUGGACCAACGGACCAGAAGUCGACUUUGGUCAACAACAUCUCCAAGGCGCCCGAGCUUUAGUCGACAUGGUACUGGAUCAGUCAACAGAGGAUGGAUCCCGGCCCCUCUAUACGAACCUCGUCAUCGGGUCCUACUUAUACUGGGACAUGGCUACAGCCUUCUUGGUUCCUCUGGACCAACAGAAACCUCUUAAUACCAGUGACAUAUACUCCACCGUUCUGGGAAUAGGCAAUGAGUAUCAUCCGAUUGGAGGAUAUACAACCGGCAUCUUUUAUCUCAUCGGUAAUGUCGGUCGUUAUUGUCGGUCGGUCGUGGAGACGGGCAUUCAAGACGAGCUGAUGGAGUCGGCACUGGAGGAUGAGAUGAUACAGUGGGAACCUAACUGCGAAAAGCAUGAGCUCAGCCUUAUGUGUGACGCUUUUAGAUCCCAUGGGCUUCUCAGCCUAGCGGCCAUAUGUUAUAGGCGUCGCAAUUCGCAGACGGCUCAGCAUGCUAUAUUAUCCGACAUCGUCAACACGUUAGCAGAAGAGGAUCGUUCGUGGUGGCAGUCUAUCGAAGCAUCAUUCUUCGAUGAAGAACUCGAGGCCUCGAUACGAAAUCGGGCAUUAGACGUUAUCCAUGAUCUUUUGUCGAUUCCUUCCAGCCACCCGUGUACGAACCUUCAGGCAAUCCCCAUGUUUACUGCAGCAUCAGAGUUGACCAGUCUGGACAAGAAAGAAAGGUCAAAGGUACAGGAACGAUUCAAAGAGCUUUAUUCGUUGAAUCACAUUCCGGCAAAUCUCGCAGCUUUACGGAUUUUGCCAGAAAUCUGGGAAAGAAGAGAUGCAGGUGACGCUGUCAACUGGCUAGAGGUCAUGAUCGAAAAGGGGUGGAACCUCAUGCUUGGGUGA